AUGGACAUCCUUUUAAUUAAUGUAGAUUUAAGGACAGAACGCUUGGAUAUGAUAGAAUUGAGACUCAACCAAAUCAUAAAUUAGAUUCUGAUUAAUAUAAAUACUUAUGUAAACUUAAAUCUGCAUAUAAAAUUAUGUUAAAUUAUAGAGUUUAGAGAUUAGAGAUAUCUUUAAAACUUAUAAUAAAUUAGUUAAUAAACCCUUCAGUAUGAUUACCAUAAAUUUGAAAAAAUAUAAACGUAAUUCGUAAUCAAAUUAUAUUGGUGGUGUAACCCUAUAUAUUAAUUUAUAUUGUACUUUAUUAAUAAUGUGUAAAAAUUCUAAACAGUUACUUAAGAUUAUAGAUUGGUGAGAAGGAGCAAAAGAGAUAAAUAUAUUCAAAAUAUGGCAUAAAUAAAUAAUGGAUUUACUUCAAAAAGAGUAAUAUGUGCCAAGAUGAAGAAGGAGAUUUAUGAAUCUGGAUAGGCAGACUUAGCGUUAAGGGAUUAAUAAAAAUGGAAGAUUAGAUGA
Molecule: messenger RNA, 510 nt
Organism: Paramecium tetraurelia
Lineage: Eukaryota; Ciliophora; Oligohymenophorea; Peniculida; Parameciidae
Exons: 1
Source: RefSeq, a predicted model, not a curated record